Tachysurus fulvidraco (yellow catfish) is the source of this 2274-nucleotide messenger RNA. RefSeq names its product adenosine receptor A1-like. Gene Ontology annotation, cellular component: dendrite; membrane; synapse. Gene Ontology annotation, molecular function: G protein-coupled adenosine receptor activity. The transcript has 2 exons. Gene Ontology annotation, biological process: G protein-coupled adenosine receptor signaling pathway. The record is from RefSeq and is a predicted model, not a curated record. NCBI's taxonomy places the organism in Eukaryota, Metazoa, Chordata, Actinopteri, Siluriformes, Bagridae. Bases 557 to 1558 code for a protein of 333 amino acids.
AACGCGGUGCUUUAGAACACAAUACAACACAACACGUCUCAACACAUCCACACGAUUCGCUUGAAUCCGAUUCGGUUUCUCUGGAGAUUCAAACCGUGCUCUUUCCGUGUGGCAGUUUACACAGAACAUUCUCUAGUUGCUUUAUUCGGAUUAGGUCAUGAGAAGGAGACAGUUGUAGAAGAAAUAGCGCGCAUGGACAUUGUUGAUCUUUGUUUGUUUUUUUUUAUACCAGAUGAGGAAUAUUAUGAGGAAUAUUAUUUCUGGAAUGAUGGAUAUCUAUGGAUGUUUAUGGACACCUUGAGAAGAUUCGGUAUGAGUCAGCAGCGAUUCAGCAGCAACGUGCCAUGAUUACGCACACGCAUUUUGGACACAUUGCUUUUGGAUGUUAUUUUGUUUUCCCUCAUCCAGCUAUUAAAGCGCAGACCUGUGCGUCUGGGAAUCCGACAUGUUUUGAUCCGGACAACUUUUGAAGGUCGUGCGUUUUGUAUACAUACAUAUUUAUUUAUUAAUUUAUUUCUUUUCACCAGUCCACAGUUUUCUAACUUCCUCGGCGACGAUGACGGGUGAACCUUAUCCUCCUCUGCCUUAUAUAGGGAUGGAGGUAGUGAUCGCUCUCGCUUCUGUUUUAGGGAACGUAAUGGUGGUGUUGGCGGUGAAGAUAAACCGCUCGUUAAGGGACACCACCUUUUACUUCGUGGUCAGUUUAGCAUUGGCAGACAUCGCAGUCGGGGCUCUUGUUAUUCCCUUGGCCAUAACCAUCAGCACCGGACUGGAGACACACUUUUACACCUGUCUGAUGGUCGCCUGCAUUAUGCUCGUUCUCACUCAGAGCUCCAUCCUAGCUCUCCUCGCCAUCGCCAUUGAUCGGUACCUGAGAGUCAAGAUCCCACUCAGUUACAAGCGAGUAGUGACACCGAAACGAGCUGGGUCAGCGGUGAUUGCAUGCUGGCUGGUGGCUCUCAUCGUGGGUUUAACGCCCAUGUUCGGCUGGAACAACCUGAAGAAGCUCAGAACGAACAACUCUGAAGAACCCAAUCCCGUUAUCACCUGUAAGUUCGAGGAAGUUAUCAGCAUGGAGUACAUGGUCUACUUUAAUUUUUUCAGCUGGGUGCUGCCCCCGCUGGUCCUUAUGCUCGUCAUAUACGUUGAGAUUUUCUACAUGAUCCACAAGCAGCUCAAUAAUAAGCUUAAUAAGGCAGCCAGCCAAGCUGAUCCCAGUCGUUAUUAUGGAAAAGAGCUCAAACUGGCCAAAUCUCUCGCUCUGGUGCUUUUUCUCUUUGCCAUUAGUUGGUUACCGCUGCACAUCCUGAACUGUAUCACCUUGUUUUGCCCCUCUGAUAAAACUAAGAUCCUUAUCUACGUGGCUAUCUUGCUAAGCCAUGGCAACUCUGCCGUCAACCCGGUCAUAUACGCCUUUCGCAUCAAGAAAUUUCGCACGGCUUUCAUCAAGAUCUGGGCACAGUAUGUGUGCUGCAAGAAAGUAAACCAUUUGGCCAGUAAAGCUACUCGACGGAGGGAAUGUCCAGAGAAGAAGAUGCGACGAAUGAAUGACAUUUGACUAAGCUAGAACAUCAAACACAUCUGGCUUUGUUGAUAACUUUAGUGAAAUAACUGUGUCAGCAUUUAACAUCCAGAUCUGAGAUCUUGUAAUGUCUUCACUCUUAUUUCCUCUUGUGAGGACGAUUAAACAAAGCGGCAUUCUAUCUGCAAAAAGUGCCAUACGCCACCUACAGUGAUUUAUUAAAUACGGCAACUGCUUGUGUUAGUUUUAAAUGAGGUUUGAAGCUUAAAACAAGCUUAUUACAUCAACUUGAAAGUGCUUAUAACCGCACUAGGCCUUGUGCAGGCCAAGCAAUGGACCUGUAUUGAAUCUUUUAUAAAAUGAACGGCACUGCAGCAUUACUGGUAAGGGGGAAGAAUGUAAAUGUAUGUUUUAUGUGUGGGAACAUUUAAAUCUAUAAAAUGCUUAUCAAGAAUAAGGCUUCAGUGAUGGUUUACCAUUUUGAUUUCCUUGUUUUUAAAAGCAAAACUCAUCUUGUGUUAAAGCAGUGUCUGAGGUAACAACAAGAAGAUCAAGUGUUAAUUCUGAAAGCACGAUCUCCUCAAGGCAUGUCAUAAUGCUCUUAAGUGUACAACAUGCAAAGAAAGUUUGAUUACUACAAUGCUUUCAGCAGAAGUACAAAAAAUUACUGUGCCAUAACUAGCGAGACUUAAUCAAGUAGUAUUGUGGGCAGAAACAUACUAAUAAAGUCCUGAUAUUGUUUUUAGAAAUAA